Messenger RNA from Cuscuta epithymum, 2348 nucleotides. The record is from the annotation of a GenBank genome assembly. Lineage: Eukaryota; Viridiplantae; Streptophyta; Magnoliopsida; Solanales; Convolvulaceae.
AAGUAGAAAGAGAUUCUGCUUGUAACAGAGAUGUACUAUUUUGGUUGCUCUCUCCAUUUUCAUUCCCACACUUCUUUAGCUUUUUUCUAGCCCCACCACCACUAUGCUUCCCCUCAGUACCACCUCCAUAGUUCACAUUUGCUUUUCUCGUUAAUGGGUUGCUUCAUGUGGGGUUUUGAGCAUUUUUAUAGCCUUUUUGUUAUCUUCACUCACUGGCAUCUUGUGUAGCUUAGUGAGUACGAAAAAGAAACGUUCUUUGAGUGAUUUCUGGGGUUUGAGAUUUUUCUAGAACUUAGGAUUUGCUGGUAGAGAUUUGGGGGUUCCAUUUUUUUCUUUUCAUUUUAGCUGAGUAAGGGAACAGGCGGAGAGCAAAGGGAAUGGCUGGAGGUGGAGGAGCGGCGGCGCCACCGCCAAAACAGGAUGAACAGCCACAGCCACACCCGGUCAGAGAUCAGCUGCCUAAUGUAUCUUACUGCAUUACCAGUCCUCCUCCAUGGCCUGAGGCAAUAUUACUUGGAUUUCAGCACUAUAUUGUUAUGCUUGGGACAACUGUACUCAUCCCAACCACCCUGGUUCCUCAAAUGGGAGGAGGAAAGGAAGAGAAAGCAAAGAUGAUCCAGACCCUACUUUUUGUUUCUGGUUUGAACACACUCAUUCAGUCACUAUUCGGCACUCGGUUGCCUGCAGUUAUUAGUGGCUCCUAUACUUUUGUGCCUGCAACACUUUCAAUUGUCUUUGCUGGUCGAUACAGUGGAAUCAUGGACCCUCAAGAGAAGUUUGAAAGGAUAAUGCGUGCAAUCCAAGGAUCACUAAUUGUUGCAUCGACUCUUCAAAUAAUCCUUGGUUUCAGUGGCCUUUGGCGAAAUGUUGCAAAGCUAAUUAGUCCACUUUCUGCUGUCCCUCUGGUAGCUCUAUCAGGGUUUGGGCUAUAUGAACAUGGUUUUCCUCUGGUUGCAAAAUGUGUGGAAGUUGGGCUGCCACAGCUAAUCUUUCUCAUAAUCUUUUCACAGUACAUACCCCACCUAAUGAAAGGGGAUAGACAUGUCUUUGACCGGUUUGCUGUUCUAUUCUCUGUGGCCAUCGUGUGGAUUUAUGCUCAUCUUCUCACAGUCGGAGGAGCAUAUAAGCAUGCCCCACCGAAGACCCAACUCAGCUGCAGAACAGAUCGUGCUGGAAUAAUCAGUGGUUCUGCAUGGAUAAGAGUUCCUUAUCCAUUUCAAUGGGGAUCUCCUAUUUUUGAUGCAGGAGAAGCAUUUGCAAUGAUGGCAACUUCAUUUGUUACUCUGGUUGAGUCCACUGGGGCUUUCAUUGCUGUCUCCAGAUAUGCUAGUGCUACCCCGCUUCCACCCUCUGUUCUCAGUCGAGGUGUUGGCUGGCAGGGAGUAGGCAUUCUGUUAUCAGGAUUAUUUGGAACAGGGAUUGGGCCAUCAGUCUCCAUCGAAAAUGCUGGUUUGCUUGCGCUGACUCGUGUUGGAAGCAGAAGGGUUGUGCAAAUAUCCGCAGGUUUCAUGAUAUUCUUCUCGAUACUUGGGAAAUUUGGAGCUGUCUUUGCAUCUAUUCCAGCACCCAUCAUUGCGGCUUUGUAUUGCCUGUUCUUCGCCUAUGUGGGUUCAGCAGGCCUCGGCUUCCUCCAGUUCUGCAAUUUAAACAGCUUCAAGACUAAAUUCAUUAUUGGAUUCUCAGUUUUCAUGGGCUUAUCCAUACCACAGUACUUCAACGAACACGCUGCAGUAAAUGGAUAUGGUCCUGUACACACAAGAGCACGAUGGUUCAAUGAUAUGCUAAAUGUGCCUUUCUCAUCGGAACCAUUUGUUGCUGGACUGUUGGCAUUGUUCCUUGACACCACACUGCAUAAGAAAGACAGCACCUCUAAAAAGGACAGAGGCAUGGUGUGGUGGUAUAAGUUCAGGUCAUUCAAAGGCGAUACCAGAAACGAAGAGUUCUACUCCUUGCCCUUCAAUCUCAACAAGUUCUUCCCAUCUGUGUGACAACUUGUUAAUUUUCUGGAGAGUAACAGCCGUAUCUUUGGUAUAUUUUUGGAGUCAACUUUAUACAUUUGCGUAACAAUCAUAUUUUUGUUAAUUAGGUUAACUCAUACCUCGCUAAUCUCAUUUGUAUUGCCCAUUUUGUUUGCUUCGGUUCUUUUCUGAGUUUCUCUCUCUUUCUCUCAUCCCCUUAUAAAGUUAUUAUUACUAGUGAAGAAUAAUUUACUAUGGCUACAUCCAGUAUGAUACUAUGAUGUGAUAAAAUAUAAUGAACUACUUAAGGGAAUGUAUUAUUCAUUCCACUAACUAUGCAGUUGUUUCAUGAAUUUAACACAAUUUUGCUUGUUAGGGAAAUUUCUUAAA